GAUGGGCGCAGUUUGCCAGAUAGCUGGCCGCCUGGUAAAGAUACGAUGCCCUUGAGUAAAUAUGCCGGUUUUGUAUGCCAGCGUUACCCUUUUGCUUGGCCAUCUUCUCCCCCAGGGUGGUUGAACGUAUAACAAUAAUCUCCUUUCUUUUAACAAGUAUGAAAUAAUAUUGGCAUCUCAUGCCAUGCCAACGGUUGCACAGCACAAAAGAAGAUGUUAACAGAUACUCACAAAGCAAAAACGUCAAGCUUCUCGAACUUUACUCCAAGUCAUACAGUGUAUUUCUCAACGUGCUCGGACAAUUCACACUCAUUUUAGCUUUUUGCUUUGCCUUUACCCAGAUCACGUGCGUGCACUUGUUUUGCGUGCACGGACCACCGCUUACUCAGAUCGCGCCUCACGCCUCGCCUCUUCCCCUUCCGCCCUCUUUUUUGACAGCAGCCUCAUCUUUCCCUCGUUCACACCCACCCAUCGGAACGAGUUUCUUCGGUACCUGUGGCACUGCAACCCCAAUCUCCAUUGUCUGUGUCUUUUCUUUCAUCCCGGAAUAUCUCUUUGCCUGAUACUCUGGGCUUUGUCUACCUGUCUGGUCUUCUCUUGACUUUCUUUUUUUUUUCUUCCUUCUUCGCCGCAUCAUCGCCUGCCUCUGACGCGCCCAACUCGUCAGUGCCUCUCGCAGAACAAACAGCCUCAUCCUCUACACCACGACAAUCAAUUUCCAACAUGUCUCACGAGGAGGAUCUCAUUGACUACUCCGAUGAGGAGAUUGGCGCCGCCAACGACACCGCCGCCGCUACCGCUUCCAACGGAAAGAAGGGAGAGGCAGCCGCCAGCGGCGCCGUCGACAAGAAGGGCAGCUACGUCGGCAUUCACUCCACUGGAUUCCGCGAUUUCCUGCUGAAGCCCGAGCUUCUGCGUGCCAUUGGAGAUUGCGGUUUCGAACAUCCUUCGGAGGUCCAACAAACAUGUAUCCCCCAGGCCCUCCUUGGUGGAGACAUUAUCUGCCAGGCCAAGUCUGGUCUGGGAAAGACUGCAGUCUUUGUCCUAGCCACGCUUCAGCAAGUCGAGCCCGUUAAUGGCGAGGUCUCGGUGGUUGUCAUGUGCCACACUCGUGAGCUGGCCUACCAGAUCCGAGAUGAAUACAACCGAUUCAGCAAGUACAUGCCUGACAUCAAGACCGGCGUCUUCUACGGUGGUACCCCCAUCAAGAACGACGUCGAGACUCUCAAGGGCAAGGACACUUGCCCUCACAUCAUCGUCGGCACCCCCGGUCGUCUCAAGGCUCUCGUCCGCGACAAGGCUCUCCGCCUCGGCAGCGUUCGCAUCUUUGUCCUUGAUGAGUGUGACAAGAUGCUCGACCAGCCCGAUAUGCGUACCGACGUGCAGGAUGUCUUCCGUGCUACCCCCCAGCAGAAGCAGGUUAUGAUGUUCUCCGCCACGCUUGCCGAAAACAUCAAGCCCAUCUGCCGCAAAUUCAUGCAGAAUCCCACUGAGCACUACGUCGACGAAGACACCAAGCUCACUCUCCACGGUCUCCAGCAGUACUACAUCAAGCUGGAGGAGCGCGAGAAGAACAGAAAGCUGAACGAGCUUCUCGACGACCUCCAGUUCAACCAGGUCAUCAUCUUCGUCAAGAGCACUGUCCGCGCUACCGAGCUGGACAAGCUUCUCCGCGAGUGCAACUUCCCUUCCAUCGCUGUCCACUCUGGAGUCAGCCAGGAGGAGCGUAUCCGCCGCUACAAGGAGUUCAAGGAGUUUAAGAAGCGCAUCUGCGUUGCCACCGACGUCUUUGGACGUGGUAUCGACAUUGAGCGAAUCAACUUGGCCAUCAACUACGACUUGCCCGGCGAUGCCAGCUCCUACCUCCACCGUGUGGGACGUGCCGGUCGAUUCGGUACCAAGGGUCUUGCCAUUUCCUUUGUGAGCACCGAGGGUGACCAGGAGGUUCUCAAGGAGAUCGAGAAGCGAUUCGAAGUCGCUCUUCCCGAAUUCCCCAAGGAGGGUGUCGAUGCCAGCACCUACAUGGCGUCUUAGACAACCAAAACAGCAGCUUCACGAAUUCACUCGGACGCUUCCUGUACUAUUUUGUUUGUGCGCGUUUUAAGGUCAAGGGUUGAUACGAGCAAAGGCGGCGAGAGCCUAUUCUCAGCCUGAGCCAUCGGAAUCAGAAAAUUUGGGAGAAUAAUCGAAACUCGUUUAUACUGUUACGUAGCUUAUUUUAUCAGGAGCCAAAGGAAAUGGUAGGCUGAAACGCCGUGGUUUACUAGGUCAAUUAAAUGGAUUUGCGCUUGAAAACAAGGAAUGUUU
This is a messenger RNA of Trichoderma atroviride IMI 206040, 2307 nucleotides long. RefSeq lists its product as uncharacterized. Gene Ontology annotation, molecular function: RNA helicase activity; RNA binding; ATP binding. The record is from RefSeq and is a predicted model, not a curated record. Gene Ontology annotation, biological process: mRNA export from nucleus; mRNA splicing, via spliceosome. Lineage: Eukaryota; Fungi; Ascomycota; Sordariomycetes; Hypocreales; Hypocreaceae.